CAGCCUCCCGCAGACCGGCUGGGCUGGGCUGGGCUGGGCUGGAGAACAACAGUGCUGGAGACACCAGAGGAGGAGGAGGGCAGACGGCCGGCUCAAGGCCCCGGGCGCUGGAGCUGGCCGGAGCCGGACCCAGAGCUCCCACAGCUGCCCCUUCCUGGGCCGGGUCAUGCGCUGCCCCAAGUGCCUUCUCUGCCUGUCAGCACUGCUCACACUCCUGGGCCUCAAAGUGUACAUCGAGUGGACGUCCGAGCCCCGGCUGGGUAAGGCCUACCCGGGACCCCGCAGCACCCCACCAGGCCCCACGCCAGCCAGCCCCGAGCCCACCCUGCCGGCUAACCUCUCGGCCCGUCUGGGCCAGACUGACCCUCUGCCCUCGGCUUACUGGAACCAGCAGCAGUGGCGGCUGGGGACCCUGCCCGGUGGGGACAGCACUGAGGCGGGGGACUGCCGCGCUUGGGGAGCUGCCGCUGCGGCUGAGAUCCCUGACUUCGCCUCCUACCCCGAGGACCUCCGCCACUUCCUGCUGUCGGCAGCCUGCCGGAGCUUCCCACGGUGGCUGCCCAGGGGCGGCGGUGGCCAGGUGGCCAGCUGCGAGGAUCCCGACGUCCCCUACCUGCUGUUGGCUGUCAAGUCGGAACCAGGGCGCUUUGCGGAACGACAGGCCGUGAGGGAGACGUGGGGCCGGCCGGCUCCCGGGGUCCGGCUGCUCUUCCUGCUGGGGUCCCCAGCAGGCGAGGGGAGGCCUGACCUAGGCUCCCUGGUGGCCUGGGAGAGCCGCCACUACAGCGACCUGCUGCUCUGGGACUUCCUUGACGUCCCCUUCAACCAGACGCUCAAGGACCUGCUGCUGCUAGCCUGGCUGGGCCGCCACUGCCCCGGCGUGAGCUUCAUCCUGCAAGGCCAGGAUGACGCCUUCGUGCACACCCCCGCCCUUCUGGACCACCUGCAGGCCCUGCCGCCCAGCGCGGCCCGUGGCCUCUACCUGGGUGAGGUCUUCACCCAGGCCAAGCCCCUCCGGAAGCCUGGGGGACCCUUCUACGUGCCUGGGUCCUUCUUUGAAGGCGGCUACCCAGCCUACGCAAGUGGGGGCGGCUACGUCAUCGCGGGCCGCUUGGCACCCUGGCUGCUGCGGGCGGCGGCCCGCGUGGCCCCCUUCCCCUUCGACGAUGUCUACACCGGCCUGUGCUUCCAAGCCCUGGGCCUGGCCCCCAGGACCCACAAAGGCUUCCUCACGGCCUGGCCGGCAGACCGCACUGCUGACCCCUGUGCUCUCCGUGACCUGCUGCUGGUGCGGCCCCUCAGCCCCCAGGACAGCAUCCGGCUCUGGAAACAGCUGCGGGACCCUCAGCUCCAGUGCUGAGACUCGGAGGUGGGGAGGGUCGGGGAGGGCAGACCUGGCCUGGGCCUUGGCGCCAGCCCCUUGCUCAGCCUCUCUUUCUAGGCCUCGGUGCGAGGAAGGGGGUCCUGGAAUGGAGGCUGCCUGAGCCCUCCCUGGGCCUCCCCAAAAGGCGACAGACUGUUUCCGUCUUUGAGUUUUUGAAAAAUAUGCACUCCCCACUCUGAGGCCUGGAGUCGUCAUCUCUGUCUAUGGGGCCUUGAGGUAGUUUACAGAGCAAAGUUCAGCUGCACCCUGACCUUCACACCAGACACUCUCCCCACCCUUACUGGGCAAGGCCGGCUCUGAUGGCCUCCUGGUCACCUUGCUGGACACCAGCUUUGACCCGUUCUAUGGGAGACAAGGGGCCAUCUCCGGAGGACCCCACCCCCAUCCUGUUUGCUGAAGCUGACCUUCCAGCUUG
Messenger RNA from Balaenoptera musculus (blue whale), 1799 nucleotides. It is a transcript of the gene B3GNT8, whose product is annotated as UDP-GlcNAc:betaGal beta-1,3-N-acetylglucosaminyltransferase 8. Bases 167 to 1360 code for a protein of 397 amino acids. Gene Ontology annotation, cellular component: membrane. Gene Ontology annotation, molecular function: protein N-acetylglucosaminyltransferase activity. The record is from RefSeq and is a predicted model, not a curated record. NCBI's taxonomy places the organism in Eukaryota, Metazoa, Chordata, Mammalia, Artiodactyla, Balaenopteridae. The transcript has 2 exons.